AUGGUCAAGGCCAAGCAAGGCAAAUCAGCGGCUCCAUCUGCUCGCGCCGGUCCCCCUCUUCCAAACCGAGAUGUCUUUCACCGUAUCAAUUUUGCACAUCAAGCCGCGGCGUUCUUGCAGCAGCUUGUCCCAGCGUCUGGCUCGGGACCCAGCGUACGCGCUGGUCCAUCGAAGAAGAAGAAGGCAGGGCGUGGCAGUAAUGGGCGAGGCGAGACGGAGCGGGGAACGGUGCCGGAACAGGCUGUGACGGUCGAGGGAGUGGAGGGAGAGAAGCAGGACAGAACGGUCGAGUGGGGGCGACUUGCCAGGAAGGGGACGAAGGAGAUGAAGAAGAUGGCUGUACAUACCCAGAUCAAGCUUGACCCCUCGAUCAAGCGCGCUAUCUGUAAAACAUGCUCGACGGUAUUAAUUCCCGGUCUGACUUGCAAAGUCCGCAAUCGACCGAGCAAGACGCAUACUCACAAGACCCACUAUACCUGCCUCGCCUGCCAAGCUAUCCGAAGCAUCCCGAACCCUCCCAUUCUCGAUGCUUUGUCCGCUACCUCUACCUCGGACUCGAGCCCUGUCGUCGCAAGUAAGCGACAACCAGCAAAGAUGGCGUUCCAUGAGAGGGAGGAAGUGGCGGAUGAUGCUUCGCAGAAUGGAGGAGGGCAGAAGAACGGACAAGUGGACGGCAAGAAGGGGCAUUUGCUCUGGCGGGGCGAUACGUGCCUGAGCGGUUGGGGCGCUGUCCCUACCGAGGCCGAGGCGGAGGGAACCAGCGCGACCUGA
Dioszegia hungarica is the source of this 771-nucleotide messenger RNA. Its product is annotated as RNAse P Rpr2/Rpp21/SNM1 subunit domain-containing protein. Bases 1 to 771 code for a protein of 256 amino acids. NCBI's taxonomy places the organism in Eukaryota, Fungi, Basidiomycota, Tremellomycetes, Tremellales, Bulleribasidiaceae. The record is from RefSeq and is a predicted model, not a curated record. The transcript is spliced from 3 exons. Gene Ontology annotation, biological process: tRNA processing. Gene Ontology annotation, cellular component: nucleolar ribonuclease P complex.